AUGUCUUCGUCAGCAUUGAUUAGUAGAAUCAAUCAAUUGGCAUCCGGUCAAGAUUUGAUACAAGUAGAGCAAAAACUCUUCGAUCAAGACUCAAUAGCUAACUGGGACGCCCAUGUUAAGAAGUUAUGUGAUGAGUUCAAAGAAUUUACAAACAAUUCAGAAAGAGCACAGUGGUUAAAAUCAUUAUUUAUAGAAUUGUUUCAACUUUCUUCUAUCAAAGUUGAACGGAUCGCUGAUUUAAUUGAAAAACUUUCUCAGGUCCAGUCCACCGACUCAUCUGCUAUAGUAGGUAAAAUGUUCAUUGCUACUACUCAUGUACUACCGAAGAUUUUAUCUGAUGAAAAGGAUCUUAUCGACCUGAUCAAAUUGACUCCUUCCAUCCAUGAUGAAAUCUUCAAAUUUAGUUGGCUGUCAAGUAAAUUGACCACUCGUGGACAGACUCAAUUGUUGAAACAUCUUCUAAAGAAAUCUAAAUACGAAUUGAAGAAAUAUAACCUUUUAACUGAAAAUUCUGUUGGAUUUUCUCAAUUGACCACUUUUUUCACACUAAUCUUCAAUGAUAACGACAAAUUUGCAAAGAUUCCUUAUUACAUCAAUGAAAUGUACUACAUCAUUGGUAAGUACUCAUUAGAUACUAUGAGAUGUUUAGAUCUUUUCUUACUGAUAUCUAGUGAAUUUAUAACGGACAACUAUAAAUUUGUAGUGGAAUUUUUACAACAUUCUGAUUUCAUCAAGAUAAAUGAUAAAAAUAUUACUUUAGCAAAUGUUGUCUCAUUUACUUUAAAUGGCAAUAGCCCGCCUGAUCACUACUAUGACCUCUGUGCUAUUCUAGUCAAAUAUGAGAUACUCGAUCCAGAUAUCAUUUGGGAUAAUAUUGCUCCCACUACUGAAUCAUUAAAUGAAUUCAUUAACAAUAUUAAGACAAAUUUAGAAAAGGAAUCUAUGAAGGGCGUUGAAAACCCACUAGCAAUGGCUGCUGCAUUGACAGAUUCAGGUGAUGAUGAAAAUAUAGAUGAUAAAGAUACUGCUGCUAAGAGAGAAGAUGAUUUGGACGCUGAAAAUUCAAAGAAUGAAACAUCGAAGGGAAAGCAGGAGAUGGAAACGAAAGAAAAUGAAAAAACUGUAGCUGAUAAUAUGAAAAAUAAUGGUAAGAUAGAAUUCUUGAAGAGUUUAUUAAUUCAUGGAUGCUUAGCCGCUUCUUCAAACAUCAUAAAAAGAAAUCCAGAAGUUCUAUACAUUGAUCCAUCAAUUGGAAAACAUGUUACUCGAAUUUUCAAAUACGUAAUCGAAACAUUAUAUGAAAAAACAGGUUACACCAAAUUGUCGAACCUUGGGUGUUCUUUGCUAGUGUCAUCAUCUGAGACUUCGUUAAUGAGUCAAAAACCAAGAUUACUACAAGAAACAAAAUCUCAUGACCCUUACUGUUCAUUGGAACUCAAUAAUAAAUUUGUAUUUUAUUUCCCAGAAUGGUCGGAUAAUAUUGAGCAGGUUACCACCGUAGAAGAUCUCUUCACAAUCAGUCAUGAAUUCUACGCUUUAUGUGGCCCAUAUUUGGCUCAAAAUUCAACAUUGCUAAGUAAACUAUGUCGUAUUGGUAUUUCCGAUAUUCAAAAUAGCACUGAGGAUAAUUCUCAAACCAUCGAUAAAUGGACCGAUUAUCUAAGAAAAUUCCUCUUCCCAACGAUACCAAUGGAGUACACUAACCCAAUAGUAGCUGAUGAAAUUUACUCUUUAAUGAGCUGUUUUUCAUUUGAAAAACGAUACUUCAUUUAUAACGAAAUGCUUACAAAAACAUCACAGGAUUCUUUGAUCUUGAAGGCUAAUUUUAACAAAUCUGAAAGAGAAGCUAGAAGUAUCUUAAAGUCCUUGAGUACAGAUACCAUCGAUAAAGAAUCAAGAAAAUUAUCUGACAUUGUGUCAUUAAAUCCGCUAGCAACUUUGGUUCCUGUACUUAAACAGAUUGAAAACUACGAUAAAGUAUCCGAACUUGUAAUCUAUACGGCAAAGUUUUUUAAUAAUUUUGCUUAUGAUGUUUUACAAUACGUAUUACUAUUGCGCUUAACUCAACCACGGUCCGCUAUCCAAGAAGAUGGUGUCAACCAAGCUCAAUGGGUUCAAAGGUUGUCAACUUUCAUAUCUGGAUUAGCAAAAAACUGUCCUAAUGUCGACUUGUCUAAUAUUAUCAUUUAUAUUAUCAAGACAUUACAUCAAGGAAAUAUUAUAGCUGUCUCAAUUUUAAAGGAAUUGAUCACUACUGUUGCUGGCAUCAGGGAUGUAAAUAAUGUUAACGUAAGACAACUGCUGAUGCUAAAUUCUGGAGAGCCACUGAAACAGGCUGCAAGGAAGCUUAUCUUUGAUUCAAGAGAUGCAAAUUCUGAACUAGGAUCAAACUUAGUGAAAUUAUUUUCUAGAGAAAGUGCCAUAAGUGAGAUUAUGGUACUAUUGUACAAUCUGAAUUUAAAAGCCAAUACACAGGAGGCACAUUAUAAAAUUUUAUCGGCCAGAUGCGAUGAAAUGAAUACUCUGCUAUAUUCUUUCAUUGAAUUGGUGAAAUUUAUUUUUGGUAGCAGUGAUGACUUUAUAGAUAAUGUAUUAUCCUUUGAUAUUUUGAUCCGACAGUUUGGUUUCUCAACUCCAUGGGUCUUUCAUAUUUGGAGAGACUACAUGGAUCAAAAAAACAGAGAGCGUGAAGAAAGUGAAAAGGAUACGGAUGCAACUUAUAUUGACUCCUUUGAAGAAACUUUGAAUGAGACAGAUUUUGAAGGGGUCCAUUUUGAAAGAAUAUCAAGGGAUUUAUUCACAGUAUUUUGGAAAUUAUCGUUAUAUGAUAUACACUUUGACAGGUCUCUUUAUGAUGAGAGAAAAGCUACAUUAGAGGGAGAAAUAGCCGGGGACAUUUCAAAAAGAAAGAAACAGUCCUUAUUGAAUCAAAUAAAAGAAGUUAUGACGACAUGCAUUUCCCAUCAACGUACAUUUAAUAAAGUUCGUACUAUGCUCGAUGGAAAAUCAAAAGUUUGGUCAGAGUCCGUCUCAGACUCAGGGAUGACAUCUCUUAUCCAAUAUUGUAUUGUUCCAAGGGUUUUGUUUUCUCCUUCUGAUGCGCUUUACUCAUCUUAUUUUCUUUCACAGGCUUUCACAAUUGAGCAAUCUAUGAAAGUGUACGACAUUCUAGUGAACUCGAAUAUUUUAAGUACACUCCUUUUUUCAUGUACAAUUUCUGAGGCAGGAAAUUUGGGUAUCUUUUUUACCAGAUUUUUGGAUUCAUUUGAAAAAAUGAGAGUCAACGGUGAAUUGUCCAAUAGUGAUAAACGUGAGCUAUACAAUUGGCACACAAGUCUGGUCAAUCAACUGAUAGACCUAUUAGGUGAAAAGAAUUACAUGUCGAUUAGAAAUGGUAUUGAAUUUAUGAGGUAUGUUUCCGACGUUUUCCCUAUUGUUGAUUCCCAGAUCAAAUUACUUUACAAGUUAUUAGAACAAAACUUGGUUAAUGAACAAAGAGAAGACAUCAAACUUCCAACCAAUGCAUUAAUUGGUCAUUUGAAAGCUCGUUUGAGGAAAGAAUCUCUACAAUUAGAUGAGCUUUGUGAUUUGAACGAAGAAGAAUCAGAAGAGAAAGCCAAACGCGAUUUAGAAUUAGAGGAGAUUAGAAUAUAUGAGACAAUGAUAAGUAAUGAGGCAAAACAACAGGAGAUUAGAAAGAAACUAGAAAUAAAUAAGUUGAGAAGAGAAAAUGAACCUGAGGUGAAAGAAGUUCCCAAGGAAAGGAGGAAACCUCGCUGGUCUUUACCAAAAGUUUUUAAUAAUUUUGAAGAAGUGAUUUAUAGUUUACAGACAAAUAACCUGAACCGUGCUUCAACUUAUCUUGAAGAUCCUGAUAUGAUUUCAGAGUUCAAAGAACUUAGAAGGAAAGACAGCCCCAUGCGCGAGUAUCGUGCAUCGAUAUUCGGCUUGUUGAGCAAGUAUUUCAGCUCAUUAGUUAAUAAUCCAAGACACCCAGAUUUCAAGCGGAAGUUAAACGAAUUAGAGUAUGCUAUGGGUUCAAUUACAAGACAAUCUAACGUAUCUGCAGGUGAAAUGUAUACUGAACAAAAUAUCGAACCUUCAAGAAAGACAAGUAGAUACAAUAGUGAUAGAUCAUUAGAAAGAGGCGGUAGUAGGACAACUAGACAAAUAACGCCCCAGGAAGACAGAAUGUCAGGAAAUGCACCAAAGGCGCCACUGAGAAUGAAGUCCCCAACAGCACCUCGUGCUAUGAAGUUCCCUGAAAAACCGUCUUCCAAACCCCAAAACCAUCAAAAUAGAACGUCUUCUCAACCAAGAGGACCAGCGCAGAGGUCAGAAGACAGAGCGCCUAAAAGAUUCAAGUCUGAUACAGGCGAUCAAGGAAGACAAUUCCAGCAACAACAUCAACAAAGACCAUCUUAUCAAGGCGACAGUAAUCGUAACGACCGCUCCAGAUUUGGCAACAGCAGCAGCACCAGCGGUAGUAGCACCCGAAAGCCCGCCAAUGCCGAUAAGCAAAGAUUGCCGCAAGGCCCAAAAGGCUCGAGCAGCUAUGGAAGUAGAUAUCAACCGUACUGA
This is a messenger RNA of Kazachstania africana CBS 2517, 4581 nucleotides long. RefSeq names its product Tho2p (gene THO2). Gene Ontology annotation, molecular function: mRNA binding. Gene Ontology annotation, cellular component: THO complex part of transcription export complex. Lineage: Eukaryota; Fungi; Ascomycota; Saccharomycetes; Saccharomycetales; Saccharomycetaceae. The record is from RefSeq and is a predicted model, not a curated record. Bases 1 to 4581 code for a protein of 1526 amino acids. Gene Ontology annotation, biological process: mRNA processing; mRNA export from nucleus. The transcript has a single exon.